AUGCAUCGGUUCAGGACCUUAUCGAUCAUCCACACACAAAACGCCGUGUUUGAGUGUAUUUACGAUAACAACACAGCUAGCUCUGGCGGACAUGGAAGCAACACAGAUGGGGCCGAUACUAUCUACAGCUCUCACAUCACCUUCCGCAACUGGACCGUUGACAAUGGCGACGAUAGCCUAAGUCUAAAGCUAAUUCGACGGAUAUUUCUAUCUAUGAUUGCAAGUUCUACAAUGGGCUCGCGCUUGCACGCAAAGGGGAACACUUACAACAACACUCUACAUGCCGCAUACUUUAAAACAUGGACAGGAGAGCAAGUGGGAUAUCCGCCAAAUGGAGCCGGCGGAGGCCUUGGUUUCGCGGCCGAUCUACUGUUUGAAGACAUGCAAGCAACUAAUUUACGCAGCGCACCAUUUACCAUCUCACAAUGUACAACCUUCAGUGAUACGGAGGGAAACUGUACAUCUUCCAAAUUCGAGAUCUACGAUAUUUCAUUCAAAUCGAUACAAGGCACCACCGAGGGCACCGCCGACGUGGCUAGUUUUCAGUGCAGCGCGGUCAAACCAUGCAGAAAUAUCAUGAUCACAGAUAUUGAUCUUGUUGUGGCUUCCAACGGUACUAAUGUGAAUUAG
Messenger RNA from Talaromyces rugulosus, 630 nucleotides. RefSeq lists its product as uncharacterized. The record is from RefSeq and is a predicted model, not a curated record. Bases 1 to 630 code for a protein of 209 amino acids. Gene Ontology annotation, molecular function: polygalacturonase activity. The transcript is spliced from 4 exons. Gene Ontology annotation, biological process: carbohydrate metabolic process. NCBI's taxonomy places the organism in Eukaryota, Fungi, Ascomycota, Eurotiomycetes, Eurotiales, Trichocomaceae.